UUUCCUUUCGGCCAACAGUUGGUAUUACUUUGUCCCAGUUCCUGGUGACCUAUAUUUAAACUUCUAUUUGUAUGAAAAAAAAAAAAUACUUAUUGAAUAUAUUACCGCUGGAAAUUCUGAGUAAUAAUGUAAUUAUUUUUUGCACUGACGUUAUACGUUCAUUUUCAGGUAAUAAUGUAAUUCCCACAAAUAAAAAAAGGUGCCGAGUGUCAAAUGCCUCGCGACAGGGGGUGCAAGGUCGCAUUUCCCUCAGCAUCUCUUGAAUGAUUGAGGUAGAAUUGGUACGGGGUUGAUUUGAGAGAUUGAUAGUGUUUGACGGUGGUAGGGCGUGUAAGAUAUAGUGUGGUAUAGUGGGAAAGAGUAACUAAUGUUUCAGUAGACAAAAUUGUCUAGUUAUAGUCUUGGUGACAUAGAUUUGUGAAAUUUGUUGCUUGGACAGACGGCGUCGUGAAACACCUGCAGUGCUGCUCACGAUUUAAUUAAGUGUGGAAGUGGUUGAGUAAUUGAUUUUUUUCUGUACGUGCCCUGUUGAUUUGUUAAAACUCAUGGCUCGAAAAGGCGUGAAGGUGCUUUUAGGUUUUGAAGACGAGUGCAUAACUGAAAAACAUAAGUCCCUAGUGAAUUUUACCACAAACAAGAUAGGAGGCAAACCGGAUUGGCCAGCCGAUGGAAUUUCAGCUCCCAUCUGUAAAUUGUGUGGAUUGUCUCUGCCCCUUGUCGUUCAGAUUUAUGCCCCCUUAGAAAAUAAUCCUCAUCACAGAACAUUGUAUUUGUUUGGUUGUGUCAAUCCCAAUUGCUGGAAUCAGAAUGAUAGUUGGACAUGCAUUCGCAGCCAAACAUUAGAGGCUAAGAGUGACCAUGAAGAUUCUUCAGGAACUGUUAAUACUUUAUCUGCAACAGACUGGUGCUGUGAUGCUGAUGACUGGGAUGAUGACAAUAAUGUAAACAAUAAUGAAGAAAAUGGCAAUAUUAUAAAGGCUCAUGAAACAAGUUCAGAAAGACUAUCUGAAGAUGAUGAUGAAGAAGAAACAGAAAGUUAUGAAGAUGACAUAAGAGUGCAACUGGGCCAACUUAAUGUGAAUGAGUGCAAUGCCAAUUGGGAUGAGGGUGGUGGAGGUGGUGGUGGCGGCCGGGGAGUUGCAGGAGCCCAAGAAGGGGGAGCAGUGGGACGAUUGCAUUCACCUUCUGCCACAGCAGAAAUAGAAGGUGAAGAAAGUGAGAUUGUAAGCAUUGACACUCCUACUGCUCCUCAACAUAAUCUUAUUGCUCUUCUUCAAGAAGUGGCCCCUAUGCCCUCUGAAAUAAGUGGAAUUUGCAAUGGUGGCUCUCCCCAGUUUUCAUCAUCAUUUAUCAGUGUUGGAGAAGAGGAGAUAGCUGGUGCUUCAGCAACUGUUACUCCUCUUUCAGAGCAUGUGAGAGAUUUGUUACAAGAGUACCAACAGAAUAGUAACGAUGAUGGAAGCCCACAUCACAGUCCUGAACAUGAAAAAGAGCCAGGAGACCAACUAAUGGCUGAGAAAUAUGAAAAAAGUGUUCCAGCUCAUGGUGACAAAAUGUUUCAUCACUUUGUUAGUAAAAUUCAACAGUGCGCUGGGCAGAUAUUGCGGUAUUGCCGGGAUGGUGGUGGUCCUUUGCUACUGUAUCCAGAACCAAAUGUACCAACAAGGUGUCAACAUUGCCGAGGUGAAAUGGUUUUCGAGCUGCAGAUUAUACCAACUUUAGUAUCUCGGCUGCAGCUUCAGGGGGUACAUGGAGGGACUCAUCUGGAAUUUGGCACAGUGUUGGUCUUCUGCUGUAAGCGAUCAUGUUGGGCACCUGGUGAGAAGACACGUGAGGAGUGUGUUGUGGUACAGGCUGAGAGAAUUUAGACUUAAGUUUAGAUCACUGGAUUGGCAUCUGAAUGUUCUCUUUGUGGUAUACAGAGAUUGUAAACUUGCAGAAUAUUUCUGUCUUACACAUCCUAAAGCACUUGUAAUAAGUAUUGUAAAAUACUAUUAUGAGCGUUUGCCCUCUGUAAAGACCAUGUGAUUUUCUAUGUCAAAAUGAACGUAAGUGUUGAUUUUAAACAUUAAAGAAAAUUCUGAAAUAAUAUUGAAUGUGAUAAGCAUUUUAUCAAAUUUGAUGAUGCUCUUUCCAGUUAUCCAGUUCUUCUUACCACUUGAUGCAUAUUCUUGCCGUACUUUUCAUUACCUUACUUCUUUCAUGACUUUUCAUGUAUUUCAUAGUUGCAAUGUUAGUUUUUGGUGUCCAAGUAGAAAAAACUUCCCCACGAUAUGUGCAUAUUCUAGGUCAGAGCAAACUGAAUGUUAGAAAAGUAUCUUAAGAAAUUACUGUGUUUUCUUCUUACAUUUUCAUUGUAAUUGUAGCUUCACAGGUUGUUUAUUAGAACCUGAUUUUUAUCUCUACAUAAUGGUUUUAGUGAGAAUAUAAACUAAAUUAGAAAUGAUGUUAAAGUACAUAUAUGUGUCAUAGAAAAUAAUUUGUUUCAUUGAAGUCCUUAAAUCUAGUCAUUAUUUGAGAUUAUCUUUUACAUGGGUUGACACUGUCUCUUAUACAUGUAAUGCUGUUAUUAAUUAAAAUAAAGAUUAUAAUAUUGCCCAUUGUGUGGAUUGAAAUAGACUGAUAUGUCUGAAUAGCUUCUUUAUGUUAUUAAGUUGCGUUCUUCAGAGUUGUGUUUGAAAAGAUGUGCCAAAUAUCAAAUUAUUUGCUGUUUGUUCACUAGAUUAUUGUAAGAAUUUGAUGAAAAAGGAAAUAACUAGUAUGAUAAAUGUUUGACAUAAGUACUAAACUAUUGAAUUUCGAACUAUAUUCAGAAAUACCUAGUUUAUUGAAGGUUCAGAGAACUUGAGGAAUAAGAAUGUUCAUUAUAGUUUGAAGGUUACUCUUUACAGAAAGCAUCUACAUAUUAGUUUAAAGCAAGAAAGUUAGAAUUACUGCAGAUGCAUUACAGUGCAUUGCAGUUUUCAUUCUGAAAAGGUUUUACGAUAAUUGUUGAUCAAAUUUUGAUUUUAUUUCUUUUGAAUUCUUCUUGUGGAUACUAAUAAAGACACAAAGGGCAAUUUUUGUUGAGGAUUCUUUCCAAAAUUAACAUUUUGAUACUGUACUGAAUAUUUUUACUUUAGCAGUUAAAUUGUAUAUACUUUAGACAAAAAAUAGUUUAUUAAUGUAUUGCAGUCUUUGUUAACUGCUUAUCACCAGAGAGUGCAGACUAAGUUCUAUUUGAAAUCUUUUGCUUUCUCUUUUUAAUGGUAAUUUAUCAUGUUUUACGAAGUAUUUUGUUUUUGUUGCACUUCUCCAGUACUGACAAAAUAAAAAAGUGGUAUGAAAGAAUUCCAAAGAACGAAGGUUGGUUUCAUCUUAUUCUUAAUUGUAAUAUUAUUUUAUUUAAAGAAGAGAAAGGACUUUUGUGAAAACUUUCAGGUAGAUUUUGUCUUUGGAGAGAGGUAUCAAUCUAAUAAGGAAGAAUUUUUUUGUACAAUUCAAAAAUCUUAAAUAUUAUAAUAAUUCAGAUAGAAAACAAUGGACAAAGGAAGAAAACUUGAGAGUUGAACUCCACUUUAUUCAACUUUCAUCAUUACUUGUGAAGGGAAAAAUCCCAAAAUAAAUCUGUACACAAUUGUAACAAUUUUGUAAAUAUUUUGGACUUAUUUUAGCAAUACUUCAAUAGGCUGGAGAAGAAAACAAUAUCUAUUUAACUUUUUUUAUUUUUCCAAUUUUAAGUUUCCUAUCAAUUAUCAAGCUAAUAUGUAAAAAAAUUAAAACUGUUAAAAGAAGAGUAGAAAACCUGUACUUGAGUGUAGUAAUGAUUCGACUGUAUUUUAUGAAAUAUUAUGUGCUGAAAACUUGGUAGGAAAAUAGUGUCGUAGGUAAAGUACAGAAUAUGAGAAACAAUGGUGUCCAUGACUGGAUACCAUUGUAUUAAUCACUAGUCAAUAUAUUUAAAUGAGCCUCUUCAAUGAAUAAUAUUCUUGUAAUUUUUAUUUGUUAUUAUAUUUAUCUACUAUAUUUGUAAGUAUUUGAAACAUUCCUCUUUAUAGGCUUAAUGUUUUUUACUUAUAUUUUCAUGACUGCAGGUACCCUUGACCACUGAUUUAUUUUUAUACUAUUAUCUCUCUCUUUCUCUACUAAAGGGUUACACUUUUUCUUAAAUGUGAUGCAUUAAUUCUGGGACAUUUCCUAAAUGUCUUUUGAAAAUAAACCAGUAAUAAUUUAUUUGUUAAUACUAGUUUAUCAUAUUAAUCAGUUGCUAAGUAGACUUUUUCAAUUUUCCCAUUUCAGCACUAAAAUGGGAAAAUUUUUGUGGCUUAUGGCUAUGUCUUAUCCCAAAAGAAGGACUGAAAUAUGACCUUUUUUUCCUCAGAAUGUGGCUUACACAAACAGAUGAGGGAACAUUGGCUCAUACCAGCAAUUUCAUAAACUUCAUUUAUUUAUUUAUUAAAUUCAUUUGUAAGUGGACUAGAUAUUUAUUUUGAUACAUAAAAAAUAUUUUAUAAAAUAUCUAUUAAAUAGUGCAGUCACAUCUGUUGUAGAAUGUAAGUCACGUAGGUACUGCUGUAAAUUACUGGAGAAGUGUUGCCCUCAUAAUUAGUUUCAUAGAAACAUUUCAAUUAAUAGAAUGGAGAUAGAUGAAGGGGGAAAAGUGAUCUGAAUCCAAAGUGGUUAAAUAACCACUUCAUUUCCAUAUUUGUGAAAAUUAAAAAUGUUCCUUAACACAGUAACUUUACAUCUACACAUUAGCUUAAAUUAUUGCUUCUUUGAACUUAGCUACACACAGGUUGGUUUUAAAAAAAUAUGAAGUGAGCAAAGGCCAGAGAUUGUACAGUACACAAUUGUCUGGUGUUUAUUUAAUAUACCAUUGUUUUUAAAUUGUAUUUAGUGCUCUGAAUUGUUCUAAAUGUUUCAAUUUUCUUCAAAAUAUGAAUUAAUUUUGAAUAGCAUAUUGAUGUAAGCUUGGUCAUUAAAAUACAUUUUAUAUCAAUUUUGUAAUAUUGUUAAUCUACUCAACACCAAAACCAGUAUUUAUUAGUUAAAUAAAUUUUGUGUGUUUUAAAAUCUGUACGUAAUUGUUCAAAGUUAAAAAAUACAGCUAAUUUAUCUGAUGAUCAUUAUUUUUUUGGCUUUAUGCAUCUCACGUUUCUCCACCAUAAAAUAAUGGUUUACUGUUAACCUACUGGUUUGAAUCUGGAUUUGAGUGUACUGUGCUUCAACUUUCAGGUCAUCUAAUUUUCAACUGUAAAAAGAUCAUAAUAAAUAUGUCAAAAAAAUAGUCAGAAAAUAACAAUUACAUCUGAUGCUAAUGAAUGAAGCCUGAUAACAAUAAAACUGUUAACUUGUUUGGAAGGAGGUAACAGAUGACUUGCAUAUCUUUGUAUCUAUAUGUUCUUAAAGAUGAUGAAAAUAUCAAAAGUGAGAAUGAAUUUUUCGACAACUAAUUAAUUAACCUGCAUAUGCUGUUCAAAAUAAUUUCUAUAACACUACAUUGGUCUCUGAAGAACUGUAUUAAAGAUGCGAGUGCAGCUAAAUCGUAGAGCCUGAAGAAUUUUAGUGUUGAUUUAAAGUUGGAGGAAUUAUAAUAUUGACCUUAAUUUGCCAUUAUAAUGAACUCUUUCGAGAAAAAAAUGACCUAAAAAUAUACAUGAGCCAAGUAAAUUAGGUGCUUAAAAAGUCAUGUUUAAUUCAAUUUCUCCACUUAUUUUGCCAAUGGUGCCGACUUUAAAUUAAUAAUUAUUAAUUUCUUCGUACUUUAUUGUAAGUGGAUGAAUGCAUUCUCAAAUUAUUUACAGACAAUAAUUUCCCCUCAAACAGGACCCUCUUAAAUAGAGAUACUUAUAUAGAAUCUCCAGGACGGGAAUUGAGGCUCCCAAUUGCCUUUGCUCCAAGCUUCUAUAGUUGAACUAUGGUUAAGCUUGGCCACUGUUUGCCAGUACUGAAGGAAAGGCAAAGAAGCGGAAAAACAUACAUAUGUGAUUUUUGGCACAAAAUGCGUUCAUUUGCAAUAGCCAGACACAAUGUUGUAUAAUGUAAAUCACUGAGGUCAAAAGCAAGGCCCUUUUUGUUGACUUGGAACUAUGCGAAUGAAACAAGGCCAUUAGGUGUUUUGGGAUACAAAUGUAUUAGGAUUUUGAAAAUUUCAAAAUCAGUGUCACUUAAAAAAUAAAAAAAAGUGCAUAUGCCUUUGAGAGGAGUGGCCUGCUAAAAGAAAAGUUUAAUCAUUUUAAUUGAGUAAAACGUAAAUCUACAAAAUGACUGAAGGGGUUAGAUACAUUUAAUUUCAAAGAUCAUUAUUCAUACAAAGGAUUGGCAAAAUUUUAAAAUAAUAGUGCACUGUAUUUUAAAAUUACUAAGGCUAAAACUGAUAAUAUCCUUUUUAAAAUUUCUUUUGUUUAUUAAUUCUAGUGGCUGGCAAUUUGUUAUGAUUUUAUCCUCAAGAAAAUGAUAAUUGUUAUGGUUCACACUCUUACAGAAAAUUGUACCCAAAACAUUUAGGGGGAAAAAAUAAUAUUCUCCCAAUCCUAUUGCAUUUAUAUUACUAUAAAAUAAACAACUAAAAAAACUAAUAAAAACAACCAAAAUACACAUGAGUUGGAAUUAAAAUUAAUUUUAUUUCAAACUGGUAAAUUUUUCCAAUGUAUUGUAAUACUAUGAAACAAAUUUUCAGUGACUUGUGUGUUAAGGAAAAUACUUGAAUUUUGAAAAUUUCUGUAUAUGGCUUCCAUCAUUUUUCCUACAUUGUCUUAGACAUUCAAUAAUAAUAGAAUGAUGUUAAGUUAUUUUAUGUAUUGAUUUUCUAGUAAUACAUUGUGAAAAUUUAUUUCCCAGAUGCUAACGCAUUUUAUUUGUAGUUUUAUACUUAUUCCAUUGAUUGGAUAUUGCAUAUUUCCAGGCGUAUGCGUAUUACAGUUAGAUUUAUUUGUUAAGUAAAAAGGAAUGUGUGUUGGAUUACUUUUAAUAUCUUAAGAACUGAAAAAAUGAAGUAUGAACACAUAAACUUGACUUGAAGAAUUUUGCAGUGAGAUGUAUAUUAUAAUACAUGGGGCUGAGAAAGUGAAACAGGCUUUAGUACUGAAAACAUUAAUGUGAUGUAUUUGUGUAAUAUUUUUUUUCCUAUGUUAUAAACAUGAAUGAAUUGAGGAUAACACACUUUUAUAAAUAUUAGCACCAAUCAUGACAAAGAUAAUUAUCUUGCAACUUUCUUAUCUCUUCCGUUACUCCUUCUUAACCUUUGCAACAGCUCUAUUUAAAUGAUUAAUGCUCUUAUAGCAUCUCUGCACUCCACCACAUAUAUAAAGAGAAAUGUAUUUUGUGUGUGUGUAUGUAUGUUUAUAUACAUGCAAACCGGGGUGGAUUCAGCCGAUCAUUUUUGGGAGGGGCAUUGUAGAUUUUUGUUAUAUAAUACACAUUUGUUAUUAUAUUUUUAAUUAUUUUUGUACUGUAGAAAUAUUACAGAAUAUUAUUGUUUAAAUAAUUACAUUAUUAGAAAAAAUAUUUAAAUCAAUUUUUCCAAAAAAAGGAAG
Molecule: messenger RNA, 7514 nt
Organism: Gryllus bimaculatus (two-spotted cricket)
Lineage: Eukaryota; Metazoa; Arthropoda; Insecta; Orthoptera; Gryllidae
Source: the annotation of a GenBank genome assembly